AAUGGCUGGGAAUGGCAGGGCAGAGCCGGCAGCCUCUAGGUCUCAGCCCCAAUGCUGCUGAGUGGUGCCUCCGAGUUUUCUGAUACCCUCCAAAGCCCCAAAGAGGAAUCCUGCAAUUAGUGUAUCUAACUCCUCCUUUACUGCAGUCUUCUCUCCUAUUGGUAAAAGGUCUUCACAGGCUCAUGUAGGGAUCCCACCCCUUUUGUGGGUUUUCAUUCUGAAGCUAUCCACAACUUUACACCUGAAUGAAUGCCAAGCCUCUCUGAAUAUAUAAAGGAAACCUUCAAGAGCAAUUUCAGAGUUACCCAGAAGAAGCAGAAGAAAAAGAUUUCAACCAGCUCUGUCAGACAGAGACUGAACCAACCAUGCUUCUCCCUGCCAUCCACUUCUAUGGCUUUCUCCUAGCUUGCAUCUUCACCAAAACCUACUCGGCUUUCAAGAACGAUGCCACAGAGAUACUUUAUUCCCAUGUCGUUAAACCCGCUGCAGCGAGCCCCAGCAGCAACAGCACCUUGAAUCAAGCCAGGAACGGAGGCAGGCACUACACCGGCACUGGAUCCGACCGUAACAAUCGUGUUCAAGUUGGCUGUCGGGAGCUGAGAUCCACCAAGUACAUUUCAGACGGGCAGUGCACCAGCAUCAACCCGCUGAAGGAGCUGGUGUGUGCUGGCGAGUGCCUCCCUUUGCCGCUGCUCCCCAACUGGAUUGGAGGAGGUUAUGGCACCAAGUACUGGAGCAGGAGGAGCUCGCAAGAGUGGAGAUGUGUCAACGACAAAACUCGCACCCAGAGGAUCCAGCUUCAGUGCCAGGAUGGAAGUAUAAGAACCUACAAAAUAACUGUGGUCACGGCCUGCAAGUGCAAGCGAUACACCAGGCAGCACAAUGAGUCCAGCCACAACUUUGAGGGAACCUCCCAAGCGAAACCUAUCCAGCAUCACAAAGAGAGGAAAAGAGCCAGUAAAUCCAGCAAACACAGUACAAGUUAGAAGUCAGACAUUCUCUCUUCUCUCACCUCCCUCUCCUCCUGCCAAAACUGAACUCACCUGUAACCAUUUGCUUUACCGUUCUGACUGCUUAAAGACAAGUCUGCCAUUGCUGUGUUCUCAGUCGACACUACACGCUUAUUGCUUUGACCAAAAUCAAAAGGGGCAUUCUCAGCAUAUGGACCUUUUGGGUGAUUUUUCCAAAUGCUCAAGAUGGGGAAUAACACAAGCCUUCCAAACCCACACUAAAAACUUUUGCAUUUUCUCCAGCCAUGGAGGCCAAGAAAAUUUGCCAUGAAUAUUCACUGAAGUCUAUUUUGUAAAAAGAUGCUUUGUUGUGUGUUUUCAUGAGAACAGUUAUCACAUCUAUUGCCUUCUGUAUCCUGUUUUAUGAACUUCUGACAACAGCUUAAAAGUACAACACCUAGUAUCUGCUUUCAGACUCUUUCUAAAAAAAAAAAAUGCCUUGCAUGCUGACCUUUCUCUUAUCUCAGUAUACCAAAAAUUAAAAUAUGCAUGGCAGCAAUCAAAAAGUAAAGCUGAGCAAACUAUUUAUUUGUUGUUGUAAUUAUUUAAUGAGCUUUUAUGUGUGUUAUUUCCCUCCAAAAUGUUCUUAUGUUUAUAGCUUUUCUCAUGUAUCAAAGUAUUUUCCUAUGAUUUGUGGCUGGAUUAGAACAUACAUUUUGUAGAUAAUGUAAAAUAGACAUUUUUAGCAUUCUUGGUAUAUAUAUUUUCAUUUUGAACAUUCAUAGACUUAGGCGUUAUUUUGAAAUAGCAACAUAAAAAUUGUUUUUUUCAUUCUCCACUCUGUAUUAUUUUUGUUUAAAAGUGUGCAAUCAAAAGACAGAUAUGAUGAUUUCCUUUCAAACUCAUCAGUUUCUUUUUUUUUUUACAAAAAUAAACACUGAUUAAAAA
Calidris pugnax (ruff) is the source of this 1898-nucleotide messenger RNA. RefSeq names its product sclerostin domain containing 1 (gene SOSTDC1). Gene Ontology annotation, biological process: negative regulation of BMP signaling pathway; negative regulation of Wnt signaling pathway. Gene Ontology annotation, molecular function: BMP binding. The transcript is spliced from 2 exons. NCBI's taxonomy places the organism in Eukaryota, Metazoa, Chordata, Aves, Charadriiformes, Scolopacidae. Bases 366 to 986 code for a protein of 206 amino acids. The record is from RefSeq and is a predicted model, not a curated record.